Neurospora crassa OR74A is the source of this 2982-nucleotide messenger RNA. RefSeq names its product integral membrane protein. The record is from RefSeq and is a predicted model, not a curated record. The transcript has 3 exons. Bases 1432 to 2379 code for a protein of 315 amino acids. Gene Ontology annotation, cellular component: cell cortex of cell tip; plasma membrane. Gene Ontology annotation, biological process: fungal-type cell wall organization. Lineage: Eukaryota; Fungi; Ascomycota; Sordariomycetes; Sordariales; Sordariaceae.
ACGAUGCUGAUAAUGGUGUUUUGAAAGAUGCCUUCCCAGCACAAUGCAGUCUUGACAGCACGCAAGAUGCCUUGGUGGUGCAGCUUGCAUUUUUCUUCCCCUUUUUUUUCUUUUUUUGGUAUGACGUCGCAGUUGCACAAGCCUCCUUCAAUUCAACUCGUGGUGAUAACGACAUCGCUGCCAAGACAGAAUACGAUCGCCGCUUUCCCAUCUUUGGGCACCAACCAAGAGCGUCUCUCACAACCCCUCAGGGGUUUGUUUUUGGGGUGGGUGGUGUGCCCCUCGGACCUGAGUCUUGAAUCUAGGGUAUCAUCUCCACAUGGGCAUUGCUCCAGAACUGACCUGGUUUGAAACAUCAAUAGAAAGGUGACAAUAUGAUGGAUGCCGUGAGACUAGACUCUGCUAGAACUACAACUGUUGACUUCCAUGGUUGAAUGAGACAGUUCCUAUUGUGUGUCUAGGUCUUGCCAAGAUGAAGGCGCCUAUUAGCCGCGAAUACAGACAAGCACUGCAAAUGGACAAGUUGGAUAAAAUUGGCAAGCCUUAACCACAGCCGAAUGAGACUCUCCAACGCCCGGGGUUUUACACGACCCAAAUUCCUCGACCAUCAGGAGUGCUUUGGUGGAUUCGCUGUCCACUUUUGGGCAAUGGACUGUGAAUCGCCGCUCAAAGACGCCCGUUCGCCCGCUGAGCCCUUCCACUCUUGCUGACCGCCGACGGUGAGAGAGAGGCACGCGAGCCAAUUGCAACGCUGGGUGCGCAGAAACUGGCCAAGAUUCCAAACACACUCCCUUUUCUGGAUGCUGACUGAUGCCGAUAAUCUUCUUCUAUCCCUCGCUCCUUCUUCUGAUAUCAAGACAACGACAUCCCGAAUCCUGAUUGCCGUCGGUCCACGUUUGUCGAUUGAUCAACAGCACAGACCCCCAACCACCCAACAAUAAUUCCCUGCCCAAGGGUUGUCUCCAUCAGACGAGGUCCCAAUAAACCAAUCUGCCAAGCAGGUCGGUGGCUGUAGCGAUCGUAACCUGAACAAGCCUGCUUUUUGAUAACGACAUCACCUCAUCAAUCUACUAACCAGUCGAUCCCCCAUCUUCUGCCGCGACUAUCGUCUUUUUCUUUCCCCUGCGAAGACCGACCUUCAGACUUUUCGACCUGGUUUUGCAAUUCCCGCCGGUGACCGGAGCCAAGCCCCGUCGUCAUCACUCUCGCCAACUCCGGGACCCCUAGACCUCAAAAGUCCCCCAAACCACAACCCUCCACCACCAGCAACAAACACCACUCUAGAUAAGCUUGGGACAAAACUCUCUGAAAGAGCCGGCCUCUUCUCCUUAACCGAAGUUGGACGAGAAAGAAGGUGUGACUGCCCACUCAAAGUCAACAUCAUUACUCUCCAGAUCCUUGGGAUCCGGAAACAGCACAAGAUACAGGACAAUGGGUCUGAAAUCACUACUGAACCUCCGAAAGAGGAACAGCUUGGAUGACCAACCCAAAGAACGAUACUCACCCCAGCCACAAACACGAGACGCAAGCUACGAAAGGACACUUCAAGGAGAGGAAGGGGUACCCAGUGAUGAACAGAUCAAGCGAGCAACGAGGCUACGGCGAUACUUUGCCUGGAGCGCAUCCUUUGGGUAUCUGGUGUCUUGGGUGUUCCUGAUACUGAUUCUCAUUGGCAACACAUCCGACAAGCCCGUGCUUCGCAAUGUUUACUUUUACAAGCUCAACUUGGCCGACAUCAUCCCGGAAUCGGUACCAAAUGCGCAGUUGAUCAACAGUAUUGCUCAAAGUAUAGGUCUGCAUGACUUUUACCAAGUUGGUCUGUGGAACUUUUGCGAGGGAUAUCAAUCUGAAGGGAUCACGUACUGCUCCGAGCCCGAAACGCUCUACUGGUUUAACCCGGUCAAGGUCAUCAUGAGCGAGCUUCUCUCGGGCGCCACCGUCGCCAUCCCCACCGCCAUCAUCACCAUCCUCUCGGUCCUGCGCAUCACCUCGCAGAUCAUGUUCGGCUUCUUCCUAACCGCCUGCGUUCUCAACUUCGUCCUCAUCUUCGUCUCGCCCAUCCUGCCCGUCAAGUCGCGGUGGUGGUCCCUCCCGCUCUCCCUUUUCUCGUUCGCCUCCAUGAUCCUGACCCUGGCCGCCUCGAUCAUCGGCACUGUCAUCAGCUACGCCUUCAAGUAUGCGGCCGAAGCGCAGUCAGACCUCAACAUUCACGCCGAUGUGGGCACGUACAUGUUUGUCUUUAUGUGGAUUGCCACGGGCUUCACCAUGUGGAGCUUCGCGGUACACAGCGGUAUGGGAUGCUGCUGUGCGAGCAAGCGGGAUCUGAAGAGCGGGAGGAGGCUGAUCAAGCCCGAUGGGCGGAUCAUCCACGCCGGUUAGAGCUCGGAGUGGUUGAGUUCACCCGCAGGGUCGGUUGAGAAGGGGAAGGAAAUGGAUGGUUUGGGUUUUUGAUCUUGACUUUUUACUUGCAUGGCGUUGGAGGAGAAUUUGAAAGGUCUGCUGCUCUUUUUACACGGACGGCAUCGUUUCUCAACACCGAUUCCGUCGAUUGGUUGAAAUACAACAAACAGGUCAGGUCCAGAUUCUUUAGCUGGCCGACCAUGAUGGCAUUUGCAUAGGAGUUCUUGGAUAUCCCCUAUAAACUCGCCCUUUCAGGAAAGAAGGGGGGCAUGACAUACAAAUACAACAUAGACUGACUGGGAAUGGUACCUACGACCUACGCAAAGAUACAUACAACACGAACUUGUAUGACACCGCGUGAAACACCACUCAAAGAAAGCAUUUUAGUCAAUAGACGUAUCGAGUAUUGUACACAUCACUACACUUCUACCUUUUUCUCUCUCACGAAUGGAAAACUCAACUCGCUGAUCAUUGUCCAUUUCGCUUCUUCGCGUAGUAUGGGCCAAGGACUUGAACCGGCCACAAAAAAAAACAAAAUGAACACCAAAUUACAAGUGACCGGGUAAGCCCUGUUGCCGAAAG